CCUCGUCCUGCUGGGGCUCGGGCAGGUGGUCUGCAGCGUGGCGCUCUUCCUCUACUUCCGAGCGCAGAUGGACCCUAAUAGAAUUUCAAAAGAAGAUGCACACUGUGUCAGAACUUUUCUAAGAGCCCAAGGAGGUAUGCAAGAGUCACCAUUUGAAAAUCAAGAAGCAAAGUUAAUGCCUGACUCUUGUGGAAGUAUGAAACAGGCUCUCCAAAAUGCUGUACGGAAUGAAGUACAGAGUGUCAUGAAAAGAGAACCACCAAGACCAGAAAAAGCUACAAUGCAAGGCUUAGGAAUGGAUCUAUACCAAAGAAGUAAACCUGAGAAGCAACCUUUUGCUCAUCUUAUUAUUGAUGAUAAGAAUAUUCCAUCUGGAACUCGCAAAGUGAACCUUACAUCUUGGCAUCAUAACAAGGGCCAGGCAAACUUAUCAAAUAUGACAUUCCGUGACGGAAGGCUAACUGUUGAUCAAGAUGGAUUUUACUAUCUUUAUGCCAACAUUUGUUUUAGACAUCAUGAAACGUCAGGAAACCUGACUAAAAGAGGGCUUCAGCUCAUGGUGUAUAUGACGAAGACAAACCUUAAAAUAAGACGCUCUGAUGUCUUGAUGAAGGGAGGAAGCACCAAAUACUGGUCGGGGAAUUCAGAAUUUCACUUUUACUCUGUAAACAUAGGAGGCUUUUUUAAAUUAAAAUCUGGUGAAAUGAUAAGUAUCCAGGUAUCAAACCCAUUGCUGUUGGAUUCUUCCCAGGAAGCAACUUAUUUUGGGGCAUUUAAAGUAAGAGAUUUAGACUGAAUCCUUCAAUCUUUAAUGUGUGAUGAUAUUUUUACCCUGGAACUCCCUAAAAAAAAAAAAAAAAAAAGAGGGGGGAAGUGGGAUGGGAAAUGUUAAUAAUUGCUCAGAAUCAACCUGAAGACAUGACUGAAAAUCUCUUGGAUCCCAGUUGCAUUUGGGUAAGCCAUGUAGACACAUAUUUGCCCUGCAGUUAACUCUAGCAGGAGUCCCACAAAUGCACAGAAGGACAAAAUUACAGUUUUCUGGAUUCAGUCUUAUACCAAUUUUGCUUCAUGUGACUCCGCGGGCUUCAGUAGAGUUGUUAUGAAUUUUACAUUGGUGUAAUUGAAAUCAGAAUUAUUCAUCCUAUUGAACUUAUGUUUCCAAAUUCUGUCAUGACAUUGUCUGCAACCGUCUGACUCCAAUGCAGACAUAGAUCAGGGCAGAAUUUGGCUCUCAGCUUUGAUUUGAGGCUUGUUUUGCUCAGUCCUGAGCACUCUGAUCCUGAGACAGCAGAGAUGCUAAAGGUAUUGUCCAUUAACUACAUUGGAUUUGAUGUGGCUUUUAAUAUCCUUAAAGUUGAUCUUGUUUUGCUGGACCAAGGCUGAAAAAUUCUGUUCCUGGCACAAACAGAGCACCAAAACACUGCAAAUUUCUAUUUUACCCAAUUAAAAGGGCUAUUCCAGGGAGAGGGGAAAGAUCUGACCUCACAGUUCUAAAAGGUUAUUUACAGGUCUUUUUUUUAUUCUUGCACAGCUAAUUGCAAAUAUAGAUUGCCAAAGUAUCAUGUCCCUUUAAAGUGUUACAUUGUGCCAGAACCUGCAAAAGCAUUUUUUUUUAGACAAAAGUAUGUAUUUUUAUAUUCUGUAAUAUCUAAAGUUAUAUUUCGGGUGUAAUGUUUUGUGUAAAAAGUGUAAAUUAUAUUGUCCUAUAGUAUUUGAUACAAAAAUAUUUAAAAUCUCUUGCAGUUUGUAUAUUUAAUGUUUUAAACUGUUUUUAAUGUACAGACAUGUUAAACUGGUGCACUUUUUAAUCCCAAUGGGAAAAAUUGCAGCUAAAAGAGGUUGUUUGCAAUUAGCAAAUGUAAUAUAUUUCUUUGUUCUUUUUAACUUAAUAGAUUUCUGUUAAACUUGUCAGUAUUAUCAAGGGGGAAAAAAAAAAGUCACACCAAUGUCAUGAAUAGUUACACCAGACUGCUGGUCACUGGGUGCCUUUCAAACCUAAAGGGUAAUUGUCAUUGCAAAGCUGGCCUUACUUAAAGUAUGUAAUAGGCCACAUUAUGUCUUAAAGGUAUUUUUAGUUACUGAACAGGCAUUUAUUUUCCUAUGAGUUCUCCAAGUUGUAAAUUCCGUAGCUGAGUAAUGAC
Messenger RNA from Nothoprocta perdicaria, 2141 nucleotides. It is a transcript of the gene TNFSF11, whose product is annotated as TNF superfamily member 11. Gene Ontology annotation, cellular component: membrane. The record is from RefSeq and is a predicted model, not a curated record. Gene Ontology annotation, molecular function: tumor necrosis factor receptor binding. Lineage: Eukaryota; Metazoa; Chordata; Aves; Tinamiformes; Tinamidae. The transcript is spliced from 5 exons. The coding region runs from base 68 to 796 and encodes 242 amino acids. Gene Ontology annotation, biological process: immune response.